UCUCAACACUGAGUCCCGGUUUUGCUUGUCACUGUGUUUUUUUUUCAUACGGCGUGAAAAUCGGCGUUAGUUUGAUUUAACACAAAAAAUUAUUGUAACUAAAAUUAAGGCCAAUAAUUAUGGCGACUGAACGCUACAGCUUCUCGCUAACGACAUUUAGUCCUUCUGGCAAGCUUGUCCAGUUGGAGUAUGCUUUGGCAGCUGUAUCCGGAGGAGCUCCUUCCGUGGGCAUUAUGGCUUCCAAUGGCGUCGUCAUUGCCACCGAGAACAAAUACAAGUCGCCCCUUUAUGAGGAACACAGCGUGCAUCGUGUGGAGAUGAUUAACAAGCAUAUCGGUAUGGUUUACUCUGGCAUGGGUCCCGACUACCGCUUGUUGGUGAAGAAAGCCCGUAAAAUCGCGCAGUCAUACUAUUUGAUCUAUAAGGAGCCAAUUCCCGUCUCACAACUGGUGCAGCGUGUUGCAACUCUUAUGCAGGAAUACACUCAAUCGGGUGGUGUGCGUCCAUUUGGCGUUUCAUUGUUGAUCUGCGGCUGGGACAACGAUCGACCAUAUCUUUAUCAGUCGGAUCCUUCAGGAGCUUAUUUCGCCUGGAAGGCCACUGCCAUGGGCAAGAAUGCUGUCAACGGCAAGACCUUCUUAGAAAAGCGUUAUAGCGAAGAUCUUGAGCUGGAAGAUGCUGUGCACACUGCUAUUUUGACUCUGAAAGAAGGAUUUGAAGGAAAAAUGACUUCGGAUAACAUUGAAGUCGGAAUCUGCGAUCAGAACGGUUUCAAACGUUUGGACCCCUCUACAAUCAAGGAUUACUUGGCCAACAUCCCAUAAAUAUUAGGCAUUUAAGCAAACUCGAGCUAAGCUUUUCACGAGUACGGAAAACAAAUAAAACAAUAAUAAAGUUUGUAAGUGAUGGGUUCUUUGAAUGAUAAAUUAAAAUUGUCUUGUGGCUAA
Molecule: messenger RNA, 947 nt
Organism: Drosophila nasuta
Lineage: Eukaryota; Metazoa; Arthropoda; Insecta; Diptera; Drosophilidae
Gene: Prosalpha2
Product: proteasome alpha2 subunit
Exons: 5
Coding region: 120-824 (234 amino acids)
Biological process (GO): ubiquitin-dependent protein catabolic process
Cellular component (GO): proteasome core complex; proteasome core complex, alpha-subunit complex
Source: RefSeq, a predicted model, not a curated record